Messenger RNA from Dufourea novaeangliae, 965 nucleotides. RefSeq names its product aquaporin AQPAn.G-like. Gene Ontology annotation, cellular component: plasma membrane. The coding region runs from base 145 to 924 and encodes 259 amino acids. Gene Ontology annotation, molecular function: water channel activity. The record is from RefSeq and is a predicted model, not a curated record. Lineage: Eukaryota; Metazoa; Arthropoda; Insecta; Hymenoptera; Halictidae. The transcript is spliced from 5 exons. Gene Ontology annotation, biological process: transmembrane transport.
UGUCGCUCAGUGACUCUUACGGAGCGUUCGCCUCUCCUGGAGCUGCCAUCGUCAAGCUCGUGAGCAGGAUCACCGCCUGGAAAAAUCGUGAAAAAUCACUGAAACUUCUAGAUUCCUCUAAUUAAUCAUUAAGUCAUCGUCAAGAUGGGCAACUUAAAAGCAACUCUGGGCACAAACGAUUUUACCGAUUCGAAGGCUGGUCUCUGUCGGGCGCUGGUAGCAGAAUUUCUCGGAACGAUGCUGUUAAACUUCUUCGGCUGCGGAUCCGUCAUCACCGGAAACGUGGUCGCCAUAAGUCUUGCCUUUGGCUUAACUGUGGCUGCCGCUAUUCAAGGAAUAGGGCACGUUUCUGGAGGUCAUGUCAAUCCAGCAGUGACGUUCGGUUUGAUGGUUAUUGGCAAGAUACCAAUAAUUAGAGGAUUAUUGUACGUCUUGGCCCAAAGUAUAGGUGCAAUAGCAGGGUCUGGUGUGAUAAGGGCGCUGUCCCCCGAAAGUAUGGAGAGUGCUCUGGGUGUAGUAAGCUUAUCCGAAGGUGUUACACCUGUCCAAGGUUUCGGUAUAGAAUUCUUCCUUGCGUUCAUAUUGGUUCUCGUCGUAUGCGGUGCAUGCGACGCAGCUAAACCACACAGCCAGGGCAUGGCGCCUCUUGUAAUUGGACUUGCAGUCACGGUCGGCCAUAUUGUUGGUGUACCGAGAACUGGUGCAGGAAUGAAUCCAGCACGAUCAUUAGGCAGCGCCGUUGUAAUGGGCGCGUUCGAUGAUCAUUGGAUUUAUUGGAUCGGUCCGAUUCUCGGUGGAAUGGCAGGUGGAUUGGUUUACACACAUGCAAUUGGUCCUGCGAAAGAACCGGAAGGAUACGCCACCGUAGCGAGAGGGGAAAAGGAGCAGUUCGAGUACAUAGACAGCGGACGGGGUGGACUUUAAGAAAUGAAGAUACAAAGAAAGAUUCGAAGACGGGAAUACAU